Phragmites australis (common reed) is the source of this 2354-nucleotide messenger RNA. Its product is annotated as protein NRT1/ PTR FAMILY 4.4-like. The coding region runs from base 212 to 2041 and encodes 609 amino acids. Gene Ontology annotation, biological process: transmembrane transport. The transcript is spliced from 5 exons. Gene Ontology annotation, molecular function: transmembrane transporter activity. The record is from RefSeq and is a predicted model, not a curated record. NCBI's taxonomy places the organism in Eukaryota, Viridiplantae, Streptophyta, Magnoliopsida, Poales, Poaceae. Gene Ontology annotation, cellular component: membrane.
UCACUCCACUCCUGGAAGGUGAGCACAACACAACGCACUAGCUCAAUAGUGUGCUGGACCUGGUAAGGCCACCAGCCACAGGGAGGUCUCUAACCUUGCAAAACUUGUAGUGUUACAAGAGCAGAGCGAGAGACAGAGGAAGAAGCUAUUGGAGCAGAGCACAGUAGGAGGAGGGAGUGGUGUGCAGUGCAAACUUCAGUAGAAGAGGUGAAUGAUGGAUAUCGAGUCCAGGCAAGGUUCCAAAGGGGACUCCAUGGCUGCUUCUGCCGCUGAGGUCUCUGUUGACUGGAGAGGAAGGCCCUGUGACCCUCGCAAGCAUGGCGGCAUGAAAGCCGCCGUCUUCGUCCUAGGGAUCCAGGCGUUCGAGAUGAUGGCGAUCGCGGCGGUGGGGAACAACCUGAUCACAUACGUCUUCGGGGAGAUGCACUUCCCGCUGUCCCAGUCCGCCAACAUCGUCACCAACUUCAUCGGCACCGUCUUCCUCCUCUCCCUCCUCGGCGGCUUCCUCUCCGACUCCUACCUCGGCAGCUUCUGGACCAUGCUGAUAUUCGGAUUCGUCGAGCUCUCGGGGUUCAUAUUGCUGGCGGUGCAGGCGCACCUGCCGCAGCUGCGUCCGCCGCCGUGCGACAUGAUGGCGGCGGGGGAGGGGUGCGAGGAGGCGGGCGGGGUGAAGGCGAGCAUCUUCUUCGUGGCGCUGUACCUGGUGGCGCUGGGCAGCGGGUGCCUCAAGCCCAACAUCAUCGCGCACGGCGCGGACCAGUUCCGGCGGGGCGGCGGCGGUGACGCGCGGCGGCUGUCGAGCUACUUCAACGCAGCCUACUUCAGCUUCUGCGUGGGCGAGCUGGUGGCGCUCACCGUGCUCGUCUGGGUGCAGACGCGCUCCGGGAUGGACGUUGGGUUCGGGGUCUCCGCCGCCGUCAUGGCGAUCGGCCUCGUCAGCCUCGUCGCCGGCGUCGCCUUCUACCGCAACAAGCCGCCGCAGGGCAGCAUUUUGAUGCCCAUAGCAAAGGUAUUUGUUGCCGCCGUGACAAAGAGGAAGCAAGUGUGCCCGUCGACGGCCACCGUGCAGGCCAUCGCCACCCACGAGAUGUCGGUUAACACUAACAUCCGCCGCAUCAACAAGUUCAGGUUCUUGGAUAAGGCAUGCGUGAAGGCGCAGGAUGGCGCCGGCGGGGCGUUGGUGGGGAAGGAGAGCCCGUGGCGGCUGUGCACGCCGGAGGAGGUAGAGCAGGUGAAGGUGCUGCUGUGCGUGGUGCCCAUCUUCGCGUGCACCAUCGUCUUCAACACCAUCCUGGCGCAGCUGCAGACCUUCUCCGUCCAGCAGGGCAGCGCCAUGGACACGCGCCUCGCCGCCUCCUUCCACGUCCCGCCGGCCUCGCUGCAGGCCAUCCCCUACCUUAUGCUCGUCGCGCUCGUCCCGGCCUACGAGGCCGCCUUCGUGCCCGCCAUGCGCCGUCUCACGGGCGUCGCCACGGGGAUCACCCCGCUCCAGCGCAUCGGCGUCGGCCUCUUCGCCGUCACCUUCUCCAUGGUCGCCGCCGCGCUCGUCGAGGCACGCCGCCUCUCCGAGAGCGUCGAGGGCCGGAUCCUCUCCAUCUUCUGGAUCGCGCCGCAGUUCCUGGUGUUCGGGCUGUCGGAGAUGUUCACCGCCGUGGGGCUCAUCGAGUUCUUCUACAAGCAGUCGCUCGCCGGCAUGCAGGCCUUCCUCACCUCCAUGACCUACUGCUCCUACUCCUUCGGCUUCUACCUCAGCUCCGUGCUCGUAUCGCUCGUCAACAUGGUCACCAGAAGCUCCGCCAGCGGCAAUGGCGGCUGGCUCGCCAGCAACCACCUCAACAAUGACAGGCUCGACCUCUUCUACUGGCUCCUCGCCGCGCUCAGCCUCCUUAACUUCUUCAACUACCUCUUCUGGGCGAGGUGGUACUCCAACAGCGUCGAGACGGUGCAGGUGGCCGGAGUUGGAGGCGGCGGCGGGGAUGUGCAGGAGGACGAGAAGGGCACUGGCGUACUGCUGGCUGCUAAUAGUAGCAUGGGCCUCUGACAAGUGAGCCCGGGAAGAUCAAGCAUAUCAGUCAAUUAGUCAGUUAACUUAGUGCUUAUGUGUAGUUAACCUUUUUUAAUUUUUUUUCUUAUGUUGUUUUUAAUGGUUGUGCCUUGCAUUGGCUAGGCCAACCUUAAGGGUAGUGUUGUAAAUUCCACUCCUGCGGGGAUGCAUGAGUAUUGAGUAGCACUGGUUUGGGUAGCUGAACCUAGUCUCCUAUUUUCCUUGCAUGGAAGGAGCUAAUAUAUCUAAUAUAUAUGUAGCUGUGUAAAUACCAAAUAAUUUCUCAUAAAGCAGAGCACCGAAUUUGUUU